Messenger RNA from Mercenaria mercenaria, 8216 nucleotides. RefSeq names its product zinc finger TRAF-type-containing protein 1-like. NCBI's taxonomy places the organism in Eukaryota, Metazoa, Mollusca, Bivalvia, Venerida, Veneridae. Bases 40 to 1095 code for a protein of 351 amino acids. Gene Ontology annotation, molecular function: zinc ion binding. The record is from RefSeq and is a predicted model, not a curated record. The transcript is spliced from 4 exons. Gene Ontology annotation, cellular component: nucleus.
UCGUAAAUAUUGCCCUGCCACGGUUUAUUUACAAACAAGAUGGCCGAGAGUGCAGAAUCCGCCCUUCAACAAAUUUUCACAGAUAAUAUUAGUGAAAACAAAGAAAACGAAGAUUGCUCCAGUUUUGAACCAGAGAAGAAAAAAUCGAAAUUGGACAUUCCAUCAACUGCUCCCGAUUUCAAACUGGAGGAACGGUUGAGCGGAAUUCUCUGCUGCGCAGUUUGUUUGGACUUGCCAAGAACAUGUUUCCAGUGUACCAAUGGACAUCUGAUGUGUUGCGGAUGUUUCAACCAUUUGUUAGCCGAUGCGAGAUUAAAGGAUGAGACGGCAACAUGUCCAAAUUGCCGAUGUGAGAUUAGCAAGAACUCAUGCACACGUAAUCUUGCUGUGGAGAAAGCUGUGUCAGAGUUGCCAUCACAGUGUGAGUUCUGCUCCCUACAGCUCCCUAGAAACGCCCUGGAGCAUCACGAGAGGGAGAUAUGUCAAGAGAGGCCGACUAAGUGCAAAUAUGCACGGAUUGGUUGCCCCUGGCAUGGGCCAUUCCACGAGUCAGUAGGACAUGAGGGAUCAUGUACGCACCCACAGAAGUCUGGCCUGGAAAUAAUGGAGUCUCUACACAAGAUUGACGAUGAGGAGGCAGAAGAACAUAGACUCUACAAGGAUAUAUUUGGUCUACUCUCCUUUGAAAAAGUUACAUUUAGUGAUCUCCAGUUGAAGCCCUACCGUACAGAUGACUUUAUCACAAAACUUUUCUAUGAAACAAGUCGAUUUUCCGCAUUUAACAACCAGUGGGUAAUAAGGGCAAAAGUCGUGCACGACCAAAAAGACCCCGCCCACUCUUCGCAAAGGUCAUUGACCUACCAGCUUGUUCUAAAAAGUAAAAUCAACCAGCCACUAAAUCUUCACUACAUGGUUCUCAAGGGUCCAUACGGAGAGACGAAGGUUAAACCUGCCAUAUAUAGACAUGACUUCUCGAACGACAGCCAGGAAACAAGCCACCAGUUAUUGCCAGUGAUUGACUCUAUCGAGUGUAACAAACUACUGGCAUCAAAAACAAUCAACAUGAGAGUGUUAAUGUUUCAAGUUCCAUCAUAGAAUUUGUGGUGUAGGCAUACCGGGUAUAUUUUGUGCAUUUGUAUAAAUCGCCAUUAUAAAUCGAGAUGCAUUUUUUACCUUAAUAUAAAUAUACCAAGAAGUCAUUACUGUCCAAGAAUAGAGAAUUUCCUUCCAUUGUUCCAAAUAAUUUGGCAGUUAUAAAGUCAAUGGGAAAAACAGAUUUUAUAUACAAGUAUUUUUAAGGUGUUUUCUAAUAAUUUUCUAUACAGUACAUUUUUUAGUCUUUCAGCAUUUAGUUCUUCUGUCAGAAUUUGUAGAAAUUUCAUAUAUUGAUGGAAAUUUCCACAUUUAGACAGUUGCAUCAACAUUUGUGUCCAUAAUGUUUACAUUUAUUUACUAAAUAUUCAUCCACAAGGGUUACUUAAAGAUUAUCUCAUUCAUCUAGAAAAUACUGUUUUUCCCCCAUAAAACUCAUACCAAGGGCAUUAUUUUUUAUCUUUCAAAGUAACUUUGUAUUUAUGUGUAGUAAAGACACUUUUACAAAUUCUUAGAUAGAUUUAAAAUUAACUUGUCAAAUUAAUGUUCCAUAUUGGAAUUGAAUUGAUUAUUUUGAUGAUGAAAUUUGUGAAGUUACUGUAAAAGAAAACCGUCACCUUCAGUUUCUGUAACAACUGUCAUGGUAGAAAAGUGAUACUUAUUUAAACAGUAUGAACGGCAUGGCAGUUAUUAAGAUUUCUUCAGUUUCAAUCAUUACAAAAGUCGUGAUAGAAAACAAUCCUAGCUUAACUAACUAAGUAAUAGUCUUAUACAUUUUAUUUUUUUUAAUUUAGGAUAUCAAAAUAGUUCCAAAUGUUUCUUUAUUAAAAAUUAUAACAGAUUGAUAACACAGAUUACCACAAGUUUUUAUCUCUUUUCGAGUACAGGUAUGUGAUUUUUAGCUUGACUUUUCGAAGAAAAAGUAGAGCUAUUGCACUCGCCCUGGUGUCGGCAUUGGUUAAGGGGACGCAUACUUUGAAAUUAGAAAAAAGUGGGUGGGGUAUUAUAAAAUUUACCUGCAAAAAAGUACAAGGUUUUGGUAAAUGAAAUGAAUACUGUUUCAACUGUUAUAAGUACACAAAGGAUUGCUCACUAAAAUAAAAAUGAGGAAAACUGAAAUAAGAAAGUUAUUGUUGAAUUACAUAAGACUUCUUGUGUACAUUCAAAGUCAACAAUUACGACUUUUUGGUGCGAAAAUAAUAGUGCUUCACUUUGUCCAAACAUUUAUCAAUGUCCUACAGAUUCUAAUUUAAAGAAAGAAUGUGAAAUAAGUUCACUGUCUUGCUUUUCAUUUCGCAUAUGUGAGCUAAAACUCAUUAUUUAGUUUGUUUACAAAGUAGUGCAUAAGAAAAGAUACGGUGGUCAAGGAAUGCCACAUUCUAAAACUAUAAGAGUAUAUUCCCCUUAAUACAUUAAACAUUUAUCGUUACAGAAGUCUAGUGGCUUACAAUAAAGGCCUAGAAAUGUUGCCAUUAUUAAUUUUUAACUUGGUAUUCAUGAACUACAAUGCACUUAAAUAUCAAAACACAUUCAACAAACUUUUGAAAAUGUAUUCUCUUAAAAAUCCCUAAAAUAAGGUAUGAAAUUUGGUUGAGAGGUCCAAUCAAUGUGUAUAUGUGGAAAAGCAACAUUCUAAUCUUGUUCACAAAAGUUACUAAUACACAGCUGGAAUGUCAAUGAUCAAAACUGGACGAAUAUACAGUUAUCCUCACUUUAAUGUCAUUUAUAAUUUGUCCUUGAAUUCUCCACCAUACUUUUCAUAACUCUGUUUGCACGAGUUGCACGAGAAUGCUGUCAUUCACGUAAAAAACGGGGUCAAAUAAGUUGUAAAUGCAAUAUCAUCUAAACGUAAUUAAUGGAUUAUGCAGUUCAAGACAAACUUUAUCUCAUAACGUAACGAACAUGUACAAUGUUGUAACAACAACUUUACUUACACUGAUUUAAGUAGCAGUCGGUUUAUAAGUGACUUUAUUGAUUCAUUUUGUGUUUUGUUAUUGUUGUCAAAAGUAUAACGGAAGUGCCUCACAACUGAAGCGGAAACCAGUUUGAUGCGCAAAGUAGUCCACUGUAAGUAAUAUUUUUUGACAAAUGUCCACAGAAAUUAAUAAUUUUCUCAUAUUAAAGACGAAUAUCUGAAUAGGAUUCAUUAUUUGAUAAGAAAUUAUAAUCAUCGACAUGUUUUUUUAAAAAUCGUACACGUGCUGACACCUAAGUUGUCUCCCGUUGUUUAUUAGAGUUACCUUUCGUCAGGCGCAGUAAUACAUUUGCAGUGAAUCGCCGAGAAGUCGUGGGAAAAUUAAAAACCAUGUAAACAAAGUAAAAUUAAUCACCUUUUCAAGAUGAAUUUCAAGUGAUCGACAUUAUGCAUUUAACCCGCCUGACCUGUGUAGCAUCUUAGAUAUCUUUUCUAAGGUAUUCAUUGUGUAGAAUGUCAUGUUAUGCCCUUGCAAUGCUAAUCCCACUCUGACUUUUUUGUUUACAUUUUUUAUCAAUGAGAAAUAUGGCGUCCAUCCCGAGAUUAACAGACGUGGCGUUAAAUUUUUACAUGUUUAAGCAAACCUGGUGUGUUAGAAAGAAAAUCUCAUCCCUUCAACAUUAUUUGGAACACUGUUAUUGUAAAAAACCUGUAUUUUCCUUAUACAAAAGCUUAAUAUUUUGUGUUGAAUGUACUUUCACAAAGACCUCUGUUUUCCUAUUACAUUCAUAGUACCACAUCCUUAUCCACAAAAUACUGAAUAUUACAGGUGUCCAUCAGUAUUAUAUCAGUUUAGGAAUAUGUUUUUUAUUUUCCCACCAUCGAUUUCUUGAAUAUGCACCCCUUCCGCAUUGCUGUAUGAACUGUGAAUGUAGCAAUAUGCGUCCCCUUAAAGUUUUUGAUAAAGUCAAAUAUCUCAGUUACUGUCAUAGCUGUUGACUUGAAACUUAAAAUAGGUAUUUACUAUCAAAGUCUACAUCAGGAGAAACAAUCCUCAUAACUCUGGUUUGAAUUUUGAAAGAGUUUUGCCCCUUUCUGACUUAGAAUUUUUUGGUUAAAGUUUUUUCUUAAGUCAAAUAUCUCUGUUACUAUCAAAGCUUUUGAAUUGAAACUUAAAAUAGUUAUUUACUAUCAAAGUCUACAAUAGGAAAAACAAUCCUCACAACUCUGGUUUGAAUUUUGACAGAGUUAUGCCCCUUUUUAACUUAGAAUAUUUUGGUUAAAGUUAUAUGAGGUUUUUACUGGCAAAACGCUAAUUCAGAGUCAAGCACUGAGAAAAGUCGAGCACGCUGUCAUCAGACAGCUCUUGUUUGUGUUAGAUUUAAAAUCAGACCUGGCUUAAUUUUUAUAUUUAUUAAAGUAUAGGAUGUAUGUCUACCUCACAGUCAAAAGUAAUUUUCUAGGUGAAAGAGAUUAACUUUGAACAAUUAUUUUAUUAACACUUAGAAUAUUUACUUUGAAUUUCUAGAUAACUUGUGAAAAAUGAGUUCCAGUUGAAUACUAUUAUGCACAGUUGGCCUCUUAGAUAUAUUACUUGAAAUAAUUUUUGUCAGGACAUUAAUAUUUCAGUCUGAAUUUAACACACUUGACAGAAGUUAUGUUGCCCAUAUUGUUGGUAUUUUCUUGUUGCAUGAUUUUUUGUUUUGGUAUAUUUUGAUAAUCAAUAAAAAAUUUCCCAACUUAUUACUGGUUAGGAAUUGAAAUGAGAUGUUUUUGGUCUUAAAAAACAGCUUUUGCUAUUUAAAAUGCAGUCUUGGUAUAAUUAACAAAACUAUCUUUGAUAAAAAAAAAAACAAAAAAAAAACAUUCAAGAUGGGAUAAAAUGCAGUGUCAAUAAUAUAAAUUUUUGUAGAAUGAUAUGACUUGGCAUGCUUUUAAACAACCACCAAGUCAAUUCUAAAUGCAUUCAAGAAUGUGCUGUAGUAUUUCACAGCUUCAUCACUGCUGUACAUUAAACAUACGGAUAACUUGAUGCCAAUUUUGAAAGUUACCUCCGUACACAUAAAACAGGGAAAUGUCAUAAAAGCAUUCAACCAAUUUUCUAAACAGGUCACAUUUUUAUACACAUCUGCAGUCUAUUUAUUGAAAUAUAAUUUAUUUCUGUUCAUAUGAUUUAAAAUUUUAUUUGCAUUAUGAUUCUUUUAUUAUAAUUUAAGUGUUUUGUUUCACCAUCUCUUAUAUAAUUUUCUAGUGUUUGUCAUUUAGUUUGCCGUUCAUUGCAUUUUACAGGAUUUUUGUUUUAUCUGUUGUUAUAUGAUUAUGUAUAUUUUAAUAUGUACCAUAAUUGAUGGGGAACAUUGUAUUUAUGUCAGAACUGAUUAAAGAAGAAUUAAUUAUUACAGAGAAAAUGAAUGUACUUGUUUUGUUUUCAUUGUGUUAAACUUGUAAAAAUUAUUUAAGUGAUUCUGCCUUUGUGACUAGUGCAGACCAAGAUCAGCCUGCACAUCUGUUCAUAAAACAUGUAGGAACAUAGAAAUUAUUUUAAGCUCUAAUGUAAAUAGCUGUUUUAAAUGAGUCUUUUGCUUAUAGACUAAAUAUUUAUAAAUAUAACAUGCUUUCAAGAAUGGUUGAAAAGUUUUUUAAGAAUACCGGUAGUAUGCUAAAUUCACAAGUACCGUAUCCGUACUGAAUUAUAUAAGGUGUUCUACCAUUUGCUUGCCUUAGCUGACUGAUUGGCCGGUCUGUUUCUUGUUCUCAAACAGUAUUUUGAUGAGUUUAUUUCAAAUUUAACAAUAGUGUUCUUCUUUGACCCUUUACCAGUGUAUAUGUAAAUUUAAAUGAAAGCUUGCAGAAAAAAACAAAAGAACAUCCCCCUUAUAAACUUGUUAGAAACAACAAGACAGGGUUUAUAGAGUUGCCCAUGUUUGGCCUUCUGUAAACCAUUUUGGUUUCUGAUAAAUAACUGCAUAAUGCUAGAACCUUUAGCUGUCCAUAUUGAUCGGAUUUGUUCCAUGUUCAGAAGCUGACCCAAUGACUUCGAUACUGCAAUGCUCUCCAGUCUGAGGAAGGCUUUGACCUAUAAGCUACAUAGGAUGGUUGUCAGUAGAUGACCCUUAUUGUAUUUGGGGUUAGUAUGUCAAAGGUCACAGUGAAAAUUUGUUCUUAUCAAUACUUCGGUGAAAUAGCCUUCAAACUUUGUACGAUAGUUGCUUGUGUUUCCAUACCCGUAUUGUUUUGAUGGGUCACCAUUGUUCAUUGUGACUGAAAAUGGUCUUGGAUCAAUAACUAGAGAAGCUUUGGUCUAUGGCCCUUCAAACUUAAUAGAAUGGUUGCCUAUGUGUGUAGAUGAUCUCUGUUCAUAUUGAUGUGGAGGUUAAUGUCAAAGGUCAAGGUUACUGACUGAGACAAAAACAAUUUCCAGUCAGAAACUUGUGAAUGCUAGGGCCUACCACCAUUACACUUAAGAAUAUGAUUGCCCGAGGUCAUAUAUGAACCCUAAUUUUUAGUAGUCUGGGUCAGAUCUCAAGAAAAAGUUACUGCAAGACUGAAAAACAGUUUCUUCUCAAUAACUGGAGAAAUCUUGGGCAUACAUGUAGCCAAACUUAAUUGGAUGGUUGCCUGAAGUCAAUAGAUGACUUGCAAGUUUUUGUGGUAUUUAGGUUUAAGGUCAAGGUCACAGUAUCUUCAGUUUGUUGUCACUAUGGUCAGCAGAUGACUCCUACUGUUUUUAAGGGACUGUACACCAAAGGUCAAGGUCAAAGUGGGCUAGAGACUUAAGAAAAUUCAGUAACUUGAAAUUGCUUGUAUAAACAGCAUUUGAACAUCAUAGAAUGGUUUCCUGUUGUCAAUAGAUGACUGCCAUUGUUUCUGCAGUAUGUCAAAGGUCAAGUUCACUGAAAUACUGAGACUAAAAUAGACAUCUACUGAAUAGUUUGUUUCAAAUCAGUUAUUUCAUUGGAUGAUUGCCUGUGUGGAAAAGAUGACCUAUGUUGUUUUCAGACUUAUUAGUUCAAAGGUCAAUGUCACUUCGUUCAAUAAUAUCCAGGUCAAUGUCAUUUGAUAUUAUCUUAUGAUAAGUAGAUGACCACUAAUGUUUUUGGGUCAUUUUGCCAAAGGUCAAGGUGAGAGUAUUCUUAAGACUGACAACAAUAAGGAGAAGCAGUUUACAUUUAAAUUUUAAAAUACAGCUUUGUAGAAUAAUCCAGAACAAUAUGGUAUCAGUCAAAACACUGAUGAGUUAGGUAGAACUACCCAGGUCCUCUUUCUGCAUCUUUAUUUUAGACAAAACUAAGAGAAAUGCAUGUGUAACAUAAUCGAUAUAAUUUUGAAUUAAAUAUGAAAAAAUGCCAGUGAAAGUACUAAUUACUUAUUGUUUAUUUUUUGUUCAUUUUAGAAAAAAAAAAUUGUUACUGCCAUAGAAUUGCCUAUUGUAUAACAAGUAUGGGUUAAUUGGUAUAAAUUAAGAUUUUUUUCGGGCUUUCAGUGAUCUCUAUGAUAAAAUGUAUGUAUAUAUUAUUGCUGCAUUUUUAUUGUGUUUGUUUAUUAUAGAUUAUUUAAAGGGGCAUGCUUCAAAAUUUGUCUUUUUUCAAAAUAAAAGUUACAUUAACAUUGUUAGAUAGUUAAUAAAUAAUUCCAAGCAGUAUUAUUUAGAACAAAAGCUGUCGGAGGACAGCAACGCUCGAGUAUUGAACAGCCUUGUCAAUUGAAUAAAUGUAAGUCCAAAAAUGGGGCAUAAUAUUGUAAAAAUGCAAAACAGAGUUAUGGAACCUGUGCAGUGUAAGUCAGUUCUUCACAGUGAGUAAGUGUGUGAAGUUUCAGUUCAUUCCCACAAGUGGUUACUGAGAUACCGGCUUACAUACAAAUUGGGACGCUGACGCGUGUGUGAGUUCAAUAGCUCUACCUAUUCUUUAAAUAGUUGAGCUAAAAAUGUAGUCUAUAGAAUGAAUAGAAAAGUUGAUUAUUUAGCUGUUCUUUAGAUCACCCAUAGAAGAACAACUUAAAUAAUUUUUAAAAAAAUAUGAAAGUCUGAUGUAGAUCUGAAGCCAUGCCCCUUUAUUGGUUAAUCUUUUAUCACUUCGAGCAGGUGAGUUGAAAACCAAUUAAACUAUGAUAUACAUUUUUUAAGUAUUUAUUCAAAAGUAAAAUGACUAAAAAAAAAGUUCCAGGAAAUCUGUUGGGUCAUUUUAUUGUUUUUUUUUUUUUUUGGUUA